UUUGCUCAGCAGGACAGAUGGAAUCAUUCUUAUAAGUUUCAGCGCUUCCUAAGGAUUAAUUAUUGAACAAAGGAGGGAAAAGAAAAUACAUAAAAAGGAUAAAUUAAAACAUCCAAGAUGCCCCUGAGAACGUCUUUGUACAGAAAGCAAUCCUCUGCUCGUUGGCCAAGCAGGCACGCCAAGCGCAGGGAGGUGCUGUCUGUCAACAUGAUCAGCCUACCGCUGGCUGAUUUCCGCCACAUCUCACAUAUUGGCAACGAUGCCCACACAGACAGCUUCGGAGACCUGUCCUUCCUAAAGAUGGGCCACAAUCUGCUUCUACAAAGCUCCCAGAGUGAGCAGAAUCUCUUCCUGGCCUGUUCACCGCCACCAAAGCCCCCUCGUCUGAACCUGGAUGAGACUGAGGGCUCAGAGAGCCCCGACUGGCCCAUGCACAACGCAUCCCAGAAGAGAAAGAAAUGCAGCUCAAUGCCGCUGCUGGACAGUGAGGAUGGGGAAGCAGAGAUGGAGAAGGAGGACGGGUACCAAAGAGGGAAUAAUGCCGCUCCCAAUCUGGCUCACAGCCUUGGACGGGGUAGCCUCAGUUCAGACAAGGAUGAAGACUCCACAGAAACGUGUGACAAAACUGUUGGACAGCUUAAGGAGGAGGACAAUGGCUUUUCCUUCAGCCUCGACCUGGGCCCUUCAAUCCUGGAUGAUGUUCUCCAGGUGAUGGACAAAAUCCAUGAUUAGACAACACAUAUAUCCAGGCAUUACAGAACGG
This is a messenger RNA of Centropristis striata (black sea bass), 763 nucleotides long. RefSeq names its product cdc42 effector protein 3. NCBI's taxonomy places the organism in Eukaryota, Metazoa, Chordata, Actinopteri, Perciformes, Serranidae. The transcript has 2 exons. The coding region runs from base 118 to 732 and encodes 204 amino acids. The record is from RefSeq and is a predicted model, not a curated record.